This is a messenger RNA of Penicillium expansum, 1701 nucleotides long. RefSeq names its product Major facilitator superfamily domain, general substrate transporter. Gene Ontology annotation, molecular function: transmembrane transporter activity. Gene Ontology annotation, biological process: transmembrane transport. NCBI's taxonomy places the organism in Eukaryota, Fungi, Ascomycota, Eurotiomycetes, Eurotiales, Aspergillaceae. The transcript is spliced from 3 exons. The coding region runs from base 1 to 1701 and encodes 566 amino acids. The record is from RefSeq and is a predicted model, not a curated record.
AUGUUUAAAACAGAUUCUGGAAAGGCUGAACUGAAGGAAGCCCAAGAAAGAGUUGACGGAAUUGUUGAGAAUGGCCCGAGUGGUGUUCAGAAAGCCGAAGCGGUAGUGCUUGCAUGGAGCAAAAACACCGUGUUUGCCAUCUACGCUUGGAUUUGGGUCUGCUUUUUCAUGUUGGCGUUCCAUUCCUCGAUCGGUACCAACGUGAUUUUCAACGCCUACGCCAACUUCAAUACCGCCCCUCAAAUUUCCACCGCAGCGAUCCUAGCCACCGUCGUAGGUGGUGUAGUGAAGCUUCCCAUCGCCAAAAUCCUGAAUAUCUGGGGUCGAGCUGAGGCCCUCACUAUAUUCACGGGACUGUUUUUGCUAGGGAUAAUCAUAUUGGCGUCAUGCGAUGGGCCGAAUGGAUUUGCGGCGGGAUACGUUCUGUACUGGGUUGGCUACAACGCCAUCUACCUAAUCCUUGAUGUCUUCAUUGCUGAUACAUCCGGGCUGAGGAACCGGGCAUUUGCGUUCGCCUUCUCCAGUACGCCAUUCAUUUGCACCGCAUUCACGGGUCCAUUGGCUGCCAAGUCCUUCUUAAGUAUGACAACUUGGCGCUGGGCAUAUGGAGCAUUUUCCAUUAUUUUCCCAUUUGUCCUGCUGCCCCUCGCUGUCGUGUUCAAAUUCUACGAGAUCAAAGCUAAGAAGCUGGGAUUGUAUCACAAAGCGGAAAGCAACCGCACUUGGUCUCAAUCCGUCGUGCAUUAUGUCCACGAGUUCGAUAUCGUCGGUGCCGCUCUGUUGAUGGCAACGUUUAUUUUGCUACUACUGCCAUUCAGUCUGGCAAUCUAUGGACGGGCUGAAUACGGAUCUGCCACAUUCAUUGCCAUGCUAGUCAUUGGCUUCUGUUUGUUCUUUGUCUUUGUGGCAUGGGAAAAUUUCUGUGCUCGCAAGCAAUUUAUUCAGUACGAUUUGCUGAAGCAGCGGACAGUUCUCGGUGCCUGUCUACUGUCAGCUCUGCUCAAUCUCGGCUACGCUGCUUGGGAUCUCUAUUUCCUCAACUUUGUCAUGGUGGUGUACGACCUCAGUGUGUCGGACGCAGGCUAUAUGAACCAGAUAUACAACAUUGGAUCUUGUUUCAUUGCGCCUGUGUUUGGUCUUUAUAUCCGACAAACCAAACAUUUCAAGAACGCUUGUCUUUUCUUCGGUCUUCCAUUGAUGCUUCUUGGCUCAGGGUUGAUGGUUCACUUCCGCGGUCAAGAUGACGGUAUUGGAUACAUUGUCAUGUGUCAGAUCUUCAUCGCUUUUGCCGGUGGCAUUUUGGUCAUCGGACAGGACAUGGCCGUGAUGAGCUCAGCUGAUCAUGACGGAGUGCCAAUGAUGCUUUCAAUCCUUGGACUUUUCGCUAGUCUGGGUGGAGCCGCUGGAAACACUGUUGCCUCUGCUAUCUACGCCAACGUCUUUCCAAGCACUUUGAUAGCGAACUUGCCCGCAGAGGCACAGGCUAAUUGGACGGAUAUAUACCUUGGGGGGUAUUUGAAGCAGAUGAAUUAUCCCAUGGGAUCAGAGAUUCGGACCGCCAUUAACUUGGCCUGGGGUGAUACCCAGAAGUAUAGCUGUAUCGCAACCACUGCUGUCGUGGCACUUGGUUUGCCUUGUAUUGCUAUCUGGAGAAACGUCAAUGUCGGCGACAAGAAGCAGGUCCCUGGAACUGUCCUUUAG